AUGCCCAGCUUCGAAGGCAGAUCUGGUGACUCGGCCAAAUUCAGGCCGUAUGUCCAGGCCGACAAUUUCAAUACCGGGUAUCCGAUCCGGUAUAGACCCGCGGAUGGGAUCAUUGAUAUGGAGACCGGCAGAAACAUCUCCAUGUCGUUGCCAACUACCGCCAAGUUUUCUUCUGGAAUUCCCAAGGAAUUCAGCAGCGCCGGAAUUCAUGCCGGAGUUCAGAUGACCAAUUCGGUUGGUCGGAAGAACGUGUAUUCGGAUUUGGAGUUCCGUGAAUACUUUGUGUGGAGCAACACUAAGGAUCUUCUACAAUCUCUGUGUCGUUCUUCGCUGAAAAACUACGCUAGGCAAUUUAUGUCUCAACCAUUUGAGGUGAGCCGACUGUUGUUGCAGGUUGGAGCUUUCAGUCCGUCUGAAACGAACUCGGCAACGCCUUCUACUACUUUUGAUGAGGAUGAGGAUGACGAGGAAGAUGACUUCUUCGAAAGAACGGGGUCGCCAAGGGCAAAAAGGUAUUCAAGCAUACAAAGGUCUGUGCCCAAGCUUCGGGUUCCAGUGGUGGAGAACACUAACAUCAACCCGCUCAGUCUGAAUACCAUCGACGUGAUGUCAGCUCUCAUAUCCAAGGAAGGGUUUAGAGGACUUUUCAGGUGUACUAACACCUCGUUUCUCUACACGACUCUUUUCUUCACGAUUGACGCAUGGAUCUGUGGAUUUGUUUCACCGAUUUUUGGCGUUCCUGAUCCAUUUUUCAUUGACAUUGUACACUCCACCAACCCAUUCAGAUCGUUGCUGCUGUCUGUGGCCUCUUCCUGUAUCACGGGCUUGCUAUUGGCUCCAGUAUCACUGAUAAGGACAAGAUUUAUUGCCACGACGACGAAGUCGCAGAAUCGCUCUUUCAAGCGUUUACUCGGCCAGUUAACAUGGAAACAGCUACUGGUCCCUCUGAGACUCAUAGUGCCGACAAUCAAUUUUGAGUUGAGUGCUCAUCUGCUAAAGACUUGGGUUCCUUACUUCUUGUACACUCGUUGUUCUGUUGACAGAUACACCUCUCCUUUGGUGUUUUCAACUGUUGAACUGUUGACUUCAGUGGUGGAACUGUUUGUCAAACUUCCACUGGAGACGCUGCUUCGUCGUUCGCAAGUGGACUAUCUGGUGAAUGAUCCCUCAUGUCCAGAGGCAUUGAGAAUCAGCGAAAACGAACUCAGUGUGAAAUUUGGAGGCUACCAUGGAUACUUUGCAACUCUUUACUACAUCUACAACGGAACCAAGCCUGUGAGCCAUAAUGACAAGUUCAGCUUGGAAGUGCCCAGCUCAGACACAAACGUCGGGCUUGAGGGGCUUUUCAGAGGCUGGAGAGUUGGUCUCCUAAACGUUAUAAGUUCUUGGGGUUUGAGUAUCUUGCAUGACCAGAGUCUGGAGAAUGUGGAGGUGGAAAAGUUCUGA
This is a messenger RNA of Kuraishia capsulata CBS 1993, 1446 nucleotides long. RefSeq lists its product as uncharacterized. Lineage: Eukaryota; Fungi; Ascomycota; Pichiomycetes; Pichiales; Pichiaceae. The transcript has a single exon. The record is from RefSeq and is a predicted model, not a curated record. The coding region runs from base 1 to 1446 and encodes 481 amino acids.